Messenger RNA from Vespa mandarinia (Asian giant hornet), 783 nucleotides. Its product is annotated as odorant receptor 4-like. NCBI's taxonomy places the organism in Eukaryota, Metazoa, Arthropoda, Insecta, Hymenoptera, Vespidae. Gene Ontology annotation, biological process: detection of chemical stimulus involved in sensory perception of smell; sensory perception of smell. Gene Ontology annotation, cellular component: plasma membrane. The record is from RefSeq and is a predicted model, not a curated record. Gene Ontology annotation, molecular function: odorant binding; olfactory receptor activity.
AUGGCAAAAUAUUAUGUUUUAGUAGCAGUUACUACGAUGACAUUUAGCACUGUUUUUUAUUACAUCAACGCAUUGUUGCCAAAUGUAAAAAUGGUAAUAAGCAAUUCAUCAUUGAGUUACAAACUACCGUACAAAACACGAACCAUUGUCGAUAUACGCGACAUUAGGGUCUAUAUUUUUCUCUGUAUUUAUCAGAUGUUGGUAGUACCAAGUAUUGUACUAGGUUUCGUCGGAUUUGAUUGUUUGUUCGCCAAUCUUGCAUUUCAUAUUUCUGCACAAUUUGGAAUUCUCAGUUCUAUGCUGAAAGAAAUUCUCGACGACUCUAAUUCUUUUCAAUAUAAUAUAAAGGAACUUUUACUUCGACAUUACGUAUUGAUAAGACAAGCGAAAACUUUGGAAGAUAAUUUUAAUGUAAUAAUAUUGCAACAAUUAAUAAGCACGACGUUUCAACUUUGUUCAUCUGCUUACAAUACAAUUUUGGACUCAGUAAGCAAAGAAACAUUAACGUUAAUCAUAUUCUGCUUUUAUGCUUUGAGCACAUUGAGUACAUUGUUUCUUUAUUGUUACAUCGGCGAGUGUCUUAUUCAAGAAAGUUUGAGCCUGAGCAACGCAAUUUAUCGUUACGAGUGGUAUAACAAGUCACCAAUGAACUUAAAAAUGGUAAUAAUUUGUAUGUUGCAAAUGAAGAAACCACAGCAAUUAACUUCCGAUUCUCAAAACUACGAUGGGAUAUCUGUCACUACUGCGAACACUUCUAUGAAGAUUUUUUUGUAUUCUAUUUAG